Messenger RNA from Rhea pennata, 1726 nucleotides. RefSeq names its product FERM domain containing 7 (gene FRMD7). NCBI's taxonomy places the organism in Eukaryota, Metazoa, Chordata, Aves, Rheiformes, Rheidae. The transcript is spliced from 13 exons. Gene Ontology annotation, biological process: regulation of neuron projection development. The coding region runs from base 1 to 1656 and encodes 551 amino acids. Gene Ontology annotation, cellular component: cytoskeleton. Gene Ontology annotation, molecular function: cytoskeletal protein binding; guanyl-nucleotide exchange factor activity. The record is from RefSeq and is a predicted model, not a curated record.
AUGCUGCAUCUCAAAGUCCAGUUUCUGGAUGACUCCCAGAAGAUCUUCGUCGUUGAUCAAAAAUCCUGCGGCAAAGGGCUCUUCAACCUGACCUGCAGCCACCUCAGCCUCGCGGAAAAGGAGUAUUUUGGGCUGGAGUUUCGGACCCAGGCUGGGAACUAUGUCUGGUUGGAACCACUAAAGCCCAUAACAAAACAAGUAAAAAAUCCUAAGGAGGUUCUUUUCAAAUUUAUGGUGAAAUUUUUCCCAGUGGACCCUGGACAUCUGAGAGAAGAGCUGACCAGAUACCUCUUCACCCUUCAGAUCAAGAAGGACCUGGCGUCUGGGCAGUUGCCCUGCAGCGACAAGAGCGCCGCGCUGCUCGUCUCCCACCUGCUGCAAUCCGAGCUGGGCGACUUCCGCGACGAGGCGGACCAGAAGCACCUGGCCACCCACAAGUACCUGCCCAACCAGGACUACCUGGACCACAAGAUCAUGCACUACCACCGGAAACACCGGGGAAAGACGCCGGCCGAGUCGGACGCGCAGCUGCUGGACGUAGCCCGGAAGCUGGAGAUGUUCGGGAUCCGCCCGCACCCCGCCAGCGACGGGGAGGGGACGCAGAUCAACCUGGCCGUGACGCACAUGGGGGUGCUGGUGCUGCGGGGCAACACGAAGAUCAACACGUUCAACUGGUCCAAAAUCCGAAAACUCAGCUUCAAGAGGAAGCACUUUCUCAUCAAGCUCCAUGCCAGUAUUGCUUCACUGCACAAGGACACGCUGGAGUUCACCAUGGCCAGCAGAGACGCCUGCAAGGCCUUCUGGAAGACGUGCGUGGAGUACCAUGCCUUCUUCAGGCUCUCCGAGGAACCCAAGUCCAAGCCCAAGGCCCUCCUGUGCAGCAAGGGCUCGAGUUUCCGCUAUAGCGGGAGGACGCAGAGGCAGCUGCUGGAGCACGGGAGGAAGGGGCAGCCGCGGAGCCUGCCCUUCGAGAGGAGGCGCCGGGCGUCCCGCUAUGACGAGCGGCAGUGCCGCUCCUCGCCGGAUCUCCUGACGGACGUGUCCAAGCAGGUGGAGGAGCUGCGCCUGGCCUACGGCGCCCACGCCUCGGAGCCCGCCCUGGACGCCGCCGCCGCCGAGCCCGAGGAGCGCGGCCGGGCCGCCUUGCUGCCGCCGUCCCGCAGCAGCUCCGCCUUCCCGCUGCUCUGGGCCGCGCUGGAGCGGGAGCGGGCUUGGGAGCCUUUCCACCCGCCGCCGCCGCCCUUGACGCGGCCGGCGGCGCGCUCCUUCGAGCGGCCCCCCAAGCGCUCCUGGAGCCAGUCGGACAUGAAGAGCCUGCGCUUCCCCUGCGGCUCCGAGUUCAGGCCGCUGGGGCCCUGCCCGGCUCUCAGCAGCCGGCGGGACGGCGCUUUCCGGCCCGCCGCGGCCCCGCGCGGGCUCCCGGCCGGGCUGCGGCACCCCGCGGGCAGCAGCACCGAGUCCAGCGACUCCGACCCGGAGCUGCUGGCCGCCGAGCGCGGCGCCCGCUACGGCCGGCCGCGGCCCUCGCCCGCCGCCCGGCUGCGCCUCUCCUCCGGCAGCCUCCAGCUGGACGAGGAGGACGAGGAAGUGGCCCUGGCCACCGGCGCGGCGGCGGCCGGGAGGACGCCCUGGGGCGCUGCUGGGUACUUCGCCUAGUGGCUCACUCCUGGCGGAGCAUCGCGGCGGGAUCGUGCGCCGCCCUGUCUUGUCCCCGGCCAGUUUCGAG